Molecule: messenger RNA, 594 nt
Organism: Aspergillus novofumigatus IBT 16806
Lineage: Eukaryota; Fungi; Ascomycota; Eurotiomycetes; Eurotiales; Aspergillaceae
Exons: 1
Coding region: 97-462 (121 amino acids)
Source: RefSeq, a predicted model, not a curated record
GCUUGGUCCGCGGCGCUCCUGUUCUUCAUGGGAGAAAUCGAGGCGACUAGUAUUCGCUUCUAUGGCGUAGCCCUGCGCCGAAGUAUGGCGAUCUAAAUGUUGUACUGUUGGAGACCGAGCUUUACCUCCGGCCCCGUUUUAGUCCAAAAAAGAAUCACCAGUGGUACGACUUCAUUGAUAAUGGCGGUCGUUUGCUUAGCCGGGACUUUGGUUACUUUGACCCCGAUAAUAGCGACGUCACCUUCAACAACAAGACGGCACUUUCGUUACUCGAACUCCACCUCACUGAACUGCCGAAUGCCCUUAACAAGGUCAGCAAUAGGCAGGUUGAAAGGAGCUGCUCCGAUGGGCGCGCCGCAGGCGUUUCCCUGCGCAAGUCCCCCGCCAGCUUCUCCCACUGUCUCAGUCUUCCUUUCUUGUCUCUGGCGUGUCGCCGUCGUGUCUGCCCUGCUAACCAGGUAAGUCUUCGUCUGCGGACCCGAUUGCCCCAGUUCCGCGCUAUGCCGGCUAUAUGGAUGUUAAGUGGCACGCCGUUUGAGACAUGGCCCAGCGACAUAGCCUUCUAUAUGUCUUUACUAGAAUAAUCCCGGCGGG